Messenger RNA from Aspergillus candidus, 2739 nucleotides. RefSeq lists its product as uncharacterized. The transcript has 3 exons. The coding region runs from base 169 to 2739 and encodes 856 amino acids. Gene Ontology annotation, cellular component: chromosome, centromeric core domain; mitotic spindle pole body; nuclear inner membrane. NCBI's taxonomy places the organism in Eukaryota, Fungi, Ascomycota, Eurotiomycetes, Eurotiales, Aspergillaceae. Gene Ontology annotation, biological process: nuclear inner membrane organization. The record is from RefSeq and is a predicted model, not a curated record.
GUGGCCUGUGCGGUUCGGGGAUUAGUCUCGUCUUUUGUCUUAACUCCUUCGCUUUUUCCUCGACAAACAAUCAACAAAUCCUUGAAUCUCACCAUCCUUUCCCCGCGUCCCCACGAUUUCAUUCUACAUCUUCUCUUACCACACUUCCAAUGUCAUCCCUGAUAUGACAUGGCUACUCUUUUUUCCAAGCGAUUAAACUGCUUCUAUUGCGGUCGUAGGUCCGCGCAGACGACUACAGGACCGGUUCGCAAAUGGCACUGUCAGCAUUGCGAAGCAGUCAACUAUCUCGAUGAAAACGGCGAAAUUACAGAUCCGCCCGCUGCAGAAACGAACGCCCAAGUCGACGGUUUCGGUGCGCCCGGCUCGACUUUCGAGUCAUCCGAUUUCUCUGGCUCUGGCGUCUUUUGCGGGCAGUGUCUUCGCAAUCAACACCUGUUCACAAACGCGUUAGCUUCGUAUCUUCCACCGUCGGACGAUCCCGACUAUUGCGCGUACGAGCGCGGAUACCCCAGCUUCCGGAAGAAUCUAGAGGAACGGUAUCCGCAAGUAUGCGCCAACUGCGAACCACGAGUAAGAGAGCGCAUCCGCCAGAGCGGCUAUGAGGCCAAGUCAGACCACCUUCGGCGGGUGAUAGACCGGAGCAAAGCAGGAAGGGCAGCUCGACAGUCACGGACUUGGAAUUGGAGAAGUCUUUUGGUUUUCGCGGGCGCUGUGGGCUACUGGACUAGCAUUGCCGGGCAACUAUGUUGGGAUGCAUGGAGUGCCCUGGCUACUGAAGAACUACACUAUUCAAAAGCUCUCUCAAGUUCACCGACUGUAUCAGCUUGGAUCCAGCGGAUCGCGCAAAACCCAUUUGCACCGAGCUCCCGCGCGAUUGAUUUAGCACCUUAUGCGCGCCUGUCGCUCGUGGCCGGCAUCCUCACCCUUUGGUAUAACCCGAAACUACGACUAAAAGUGGAAGGCCGAGGUGGUCGAUUCGUGGGACUGGGAGAGUAUUACAAGGUCCAACUCAUUGUUAUGGUGGUGCGCUGCGCCUUCUGGGCGAUGCUCAAAGACCCCGCUUCGAGUGGCUUAGAGCCUGCUUUGCCACCGGCGCUGCAUUUGUUUAUGAUCUUAUUUACUGUGUUGUCCGUCGCAAUCUCUCGGCGCGUUGUGCAAUACGAUACUCGCCCAUUAGUGACUUGGUCCGAACUCGAUUCUGCCCCGACCCCAAAACGAGACGCAGAGACGACUCCUGUGCCAAAUACUGCGAACAAGCAAGUCUUUGGAACUCCAAGUGAAGGAUUUCAGACUGCGCCGCGUUUUCCAAUCGAAAAGCUGGCUACCCCCAGACAAACACCCCUGCCAAGUCUUGCAACAGAUAUAUCCAUCCCAACUCCCCCGCCCGAAGAUGAUAUGGACUGGACUCCUUCGGUACAGCAUAACAUCCGGCCGACGGUGAGCGUUCACCAGCGGGACCAACCAUCCGUACUCGACGGACCCAUGCCUUUCUACGGGUCAAUCCCUGCCGCACCAGAGCCUCCGGCAUGGACUUUGCGUAACAGGUCAAAGCACAAGAAGCCUCUUGAAGAGGUCGUCGAGCCGAACCCCUUCCAUCGCACACCGGCGACGCAGGCGUCUAGGCCGUGGCAGCGGGGCGCCGAUCGCUCGGAAAAUGUGUUUGCGCCCCCGAAGUUCUUCCCCAUGAGCGACCACGCUUCCUCGACCGGCCUCGAGAGCUUGUUUGAUCGAACCUUUACCAUCAAGUCACCGGAGGACGAAGAAGACAGCAAUUGGAAACGACAACAGAAGCAGCAGCAGCGGACAUCGAACGCGAAACAACGCCUGUAUCCUGACUUCCAGGGGGCAUUCGUGUUCCAAUACCUCCGCAUAGGACUCUUACUGGCGUCUCUCUUUGCUUGGGUUCUGUCGCAAUAUGAGCAUCUUUCGGUUACUGGAAACUACAUCGAGGUGGCUUCUUUGGGAAGCGCGAGCCUGAUCGCAGGCUUCGGGUUACUGGAAGUAUUGAAGCAACCGAUCGUGCAGUGGAACGGCAUGGAGAUUCUCGUCUAUCUUGCCGAACUUUCAGCUGCCGUCCACUUGGGUGGAAACCUGCCGCAUGUCUCUCUGGAAAGGCAGUACUUCGAUAGAUAUGGAAAGCUGCUUUUAAUAUUCAUGGCCGUCCAGGAGGCAUUGGGACUGCUUGCUCUUUAUCAAGCCGCGCAGACCCAUAGCUCCACAACCCAAGAAAAUCGGUCGAAAGCAUCGCAGCCCAACCGGCAUGAAUCCUUUGACGAUUCACCCGGGACCCCUCGACCAAAACAGAUAGCAGGCCGCCCAGAAUUCGGAUCAUUUACAUCCCAGACCUCAGCAGCACCGCCCCUGUCCUUCUCCUCCACCGCAGCCGGGUCGAGCUUCCAAACACAGCCGCCCGAGCCAAGGUACCAGAUUGGACGUCCGUCCUACGACGGACCCUUCGAUAAAGGCCAUGGUUUCAGCCUGAGCAGCUUGAAAGGCGAUGACUCGGACGCGUACGACCCGUUGGAGCACGACUCGGACACGGAAACGACGGCAACGACAGCCACCGACAGUACGAUCCGCAAUAUUCGCUAUGGCGGGAGCACCGCCGGGUUGGAUACUCCGUUUUUCUCCCCCAGGCGCAGCGACCUGGGUCCUGGGAUUGGGGGGCUCAGUCUCGAUGAUAAGCCUUCUAUGGGCCGGGUGACGCGAAGUCAGACGAAAGGACGGCUUCGCAGAUGA